Molecule: messenger RNA, 2280 nt
Organism: Pseudomassariella vexata
Lineage: Eukaryota; Fungi; Ascomycota; Sordariomycetes; Amphisphaeriales; Pseudomassariaceae
Product: actin-like ATPase domain-containing protein
Exons: 4
Coding region: 1-2280 (759 amino acids)
Molecular function (GO): ATP-dependent protein folding chaperone; ATP binding
Source: RefSeq, a predicted model, not a curated record
AUGAGUUCGUUGAACUCUCGAUUCAAAGGCCUCGGAUUCGGUAAACGUAAAUCCACUGCCAGCAGUGUCGGUUCGCCUUCACUAGGGGACGUCCCGCCUUCGAGUGCAACCCCACCACCUCAGGCCCAAGGUCAAGGGCCUUCUCAAAUACCGCAACAGUUCCCCCGAACUGGUCCCGCCCCCUCCAUCGCUUCAUCGUCGUCACAACAAAGCCUCCCAACGAUGAACCAUCCCGGCGCUGGUCCCCGUCCACCCAGCUACACGGCAAAUUACAACACAGGCCCUCCUACGGUUGGGCGCAUGAGCCCGCAAACCGGCCUUGGCCCGACUCGCACUCCUCCGUCACAGAUGAUCGGCGGACCACCGCCUAUCAACACUGGCGCCCCCGCUGGAUAUCCUCCUCAGAUGCAGCAGAUGCAGCAAGGCGGCGGUCCCCCUCCAGGAAUGCAAGGUGGUCCUCCUGGAUACGCCGGCGCUACCGGCUACCCUCCGCCUGCUCCAUCCCAAAUUCCAGGCAACGUCAUGCAGCAAUUCGGUAGACCAGCUGCUGAAGUUGAGGGUAACAGUCGCAGCAAGGCUCAGUUGAUUGUCGGAAUUGACUUUGGUACGACGUUCUCUGGCGUCGCGUUCGCAUUCGCAACAAACAACGAGGCCAAGGAAGACAUUAUCACCGAAUGGCCGGGCGCUGGUUCAUACACAAAACAGAAGAUUCCAACUGUACUUUACUAUGACCAGUAUCAGAAAGUUGUCGGAUGGGGCCCGGAUAUUGCUGAUGCGCUUGCGCCCACAGGCUACCCCAAGCCGGGUGUUCAAAAGGUCGAGUGGUUCAAGCUCCAGCUUAUGUUGUCGGGGAACACCUACAUCGACCCAAUUAACCUGCCGCCUCUGCCCCCCGGCAAGUCCGAGAUUGAUGUCGCUGCCGAUUACCUUUUCAAGCUUCGGCAAGCCAUGAGAUCGGCGCUGCAGAAGACGCUGGGCGAGGUUUUUAACAGAGAGGAGCGCAAUAUCCGAUACUACCUGACGGUGCCAGCUAUUUGGAAUGACGCUGGCAAAGCCGCCACGAGAGCAGCUGCCAUCCAGGCUGGCUUCCUUCGAGAUGAGAACGAUAACCGAUUGACGCUCGUCAGUGAACCUGAAGCCGCGGCACUGUUCUGCUCCAAGACUGGCCUGCUUAAUCUCAAGGUGCACGACGCUGUUCUGAUCGUCGAUUGCGGCGGAGGCACGGUCGAUCUGAUUGCCUACGAAGUCGAGGACGAGAACCCCUUCACUGUAGCAGAGUGCACAGCAGGUUCGGGUGACUCGUGUGGCUCGACAGCACUCAACCGGAACUUCAGCAACAUCCUGCGAACCAAGAUCAGGAAGAUGAAGCUGCCCGACGGAUCCAAGACGGCUGGUCGAGUGUAUGCCAAGUGUAUCAUGGACUUCGAGAACAGAAUCAAGGCCGAUUUCCGGAACAACGGCCAAAAGUGGGCGGUUGAUGUUGGUAUCGAGGCCGAAUUCCCUGAAGCUGGCAUCGAGGAAGGCUACAUGACCUUCACUAACGAGGAAAUUCUCCAGUGCUUCGAGCCAGUGGUCAAUAGAAUUCUAGAACUUGUGCGGAACCAGAUCAUUGCCAUCCAAGCACAAAACCGGACGUUGCAGAACAUCCUGGUUGUCGGUGGAUUCGGAGCUUCGGAAUACUUGUUCCAGCAGAUCAAGCUACACGUUCCGCCUCAGUUCCAGUCCAAGGUCGUCCGCCCCAUGGACUCCGUCGCCGCUAUCGUCAAAGGCGCCGUCACUUCGGGCGUCACCGAGCAAGUCAUUACUCACCGUGUUGCUCGUCGCCAUUAUCUCAUGGCCACAUUGCAACCCUUCAAGGAGGGUUACCACCCGGAAGCCUACAGAGUUCCCUCUCUCGACGGCAAGGACCGGUGCAAGUUUACUCGGCAGAUUUUCGUGCAGAAAGGCCAGAAGGUCAAGAUUGGAGAGCCUGUCAAGGUAUCAUUCUUCAGACAAGUCGCCCCCGGUGCUACCCUCAUGUACGAGGACAUCUUGUAUGCCUGCGAUGACGACGUCUGUCCUGAGUACACCAAGGAUCCUCGCAUAAAGGAGGUUGUUACCCUUACAUCGGAUUUGUCCCGCAAGAACUUGGAGAAGGACUUCGAGCGCAUGGACACACCCCAGGGCACCUUCUACCGAGUCUAUUUCGACAUCUACCUUACCCUCGACGGCUCCGAAUUCAGCGCCGAGCUCGUCUGCCAAGGAGAGGUCAUGGGUCGCUGUAGAGCUCGGUUCAGAUGA